AUGUAUGGAAUGACAUCGGCAAUAAGUGAUGCUCUUCCGACAGACAUUGAUAUACAGUUAACAAAAUCAUUAGAUGAUGCUCUUUCAAGAGAAAAAGUUAUUACUACUGAUGAAGAUUUAUCUCAAAGGCUUGAAGUAUUAUCAAUGCUUAAUAAUUUGGCUAAAGAGUGGAUACGUGAAGUUAGUAUGGAAAGAAAUUUACCCGAAAUAACUGCUGAAAAUGUUGGAGGAUUAGUAUGCACAUUUGGAUCCUAUCGUCUUGGCGUUUAUCAUAAAGGUGCUGAUAUUGAUGCCAUUGUCAUUGUCCCAAGGCAUAUAACCAGAACUGAUUACUUUGCAACAUUUUAUAAUAAGUUGAAAGAAAAUCCUAGCAUAAACAAUGUUCGAGCUGUUGAAGAAGCUUUUGUUCCUGUAAUCAAAAUGAUAAUACAAGGCAUUGAAAUUGAUAUGUUGUUUGCUCGUCUUGCUUUAAAAGAAGUACAUGAAGAUACUGAUUUGCAACAGGAUGAUCUGCUGAGGAAUUUGAAUCCAAAAUGUGUACGAAGUUUAAAUGGAUGUCGUGUUACAGAUUCUAUUUUACGAUUAGUUCCAAAUCGAGAAUCGUUCAAGAAAACAUUAAUUGCAAUAAAAUUGUGGGCUAAACGUCAUAGAGUUUACUCAAAUGCUUUAGGAUACCUUGGAGGGGUUUCUUGGGCAAUGUUAGUAGCAAGAGUAUGUCAGUUAUAUCCAAAUGCAGCACCAGCCACUUUGAUACACAAGUUUUUUUUAAUAUUUUCCAAGUGGCAAUGGCCUCAGCCUGUCUUAUUAAAACCAUCAUAUUUUAUGGAUCUCGGAUAUCCAGUUUGGGACCCAAGAGUAAAUAUGGCCGAUCGUAAUCAUGUUAUGCCUAUUAUAACUCCAGUUUAUCCUCAACAAAAUUCAACUUUUAAUGUUUCUCAUUCCACACUAGCUAUUAUACAAGAUGAAUUUAAAACAAGUCUAGACAUUAUGGGAGAAAUUUUAACUGGAGAAUCUAGUUGGUCAAAAAUUUUUCAACCAUCUAAAUUUUUCACAAAAUAUAGAUAUUUUUUGGCCAUAACUGUGUUUGCAAACUGUGAUGAAGAAUUACUUGAAUGGAGAGGGUUAGUUGAAUCAAGGCUUCGUUUUUUGCCUACAUCUUUAGAAGAAAUUGAAUGUGUCCAAAGAUCUCAUUUAAAUCCUGACCAGUUUGUAUUACCUCAUGAUAAAUCACAAGGAAGGCCAUCAUCAGUUUGGUUUGUUGGUCUAGAAAUAUCUAAGUCUAAUGGCACAGUGGUUAAUUUGGAUUUUAGUACUCAUAUCCGUGAUUUCUGUUUAUUGGUGAAAAGUAGAGCUCAUACCAUUUUCAAACCUGGAAUGGAUAUACAAGUUAAUCAUUUAAAAAGAAAAGACUUGAGAGAUUAUGUACCUGAUGAGUUAAAAAAAGAAAAAGCUAUUCCAAAUACUGUUGGUAGUAAAAUUAUUGCACGAUUAUCGACCGAGGGUAGACAUUCUGUGUCAGAAUUAGUGGAAGAAUCACAAAAGAGUCCUACAUCUAGAAAACGUAGUAUUGAAGAUGAAACUGAUGAUAAUAUAAUAAAAAAAGCCCUAUUGUCGAAUGAUGACAUUUUUGUCUUGGGAUCUGUAGAAUCUCGUAUGAGUCCAUCAUCUGAAAAUAAAUCAAAUAACCUAGUUAAUACUCUUCUGUCAACCUCAAAAGAAAAUCAUUCUAUAUUAACCGAAAAUGAAACCAAAGAAAAUAUUAAUAUUGGAAAAGAAUCUUUAUUACUAACUGAUGCCAGACAUUCCACUAUCGAAUCGGGGGAUUCCCUGACUAGUCCAGUAUCAAAUAAAUGUUGUGCUGAUGAUGAAAGUGAAGAAAAUGAUCAGAAAAAAUUAAGGCUUCUUCAUCCAACUGUUGCCUAA
Macrosiphum euphorbiae (potato aphid) is the source of this 1923-nucleotide messenger RNA. The record is from the annotation of a GenBank genome assembly. Lineage: Eukaryota; Metazoa; Arthropoda; Insecta; Hemiptera; Aphididae.